Homarus americanus (American lobster) is the source of this 3247-nucleotide messenger RNA. Its product is annotated as methylmalonyl-CoA mutase, mitochondrial-like. The transcript has 17 exons. Gene Ontology annotation, cellular component: mitochondrion. Lineage: Eukaryota; Metazoa; Arthropoda; Malacostraca; Decapoda; Nephropidae. The record is from RefSeq and is a predicted model, not a curated record. The coding region runs from base 145 to 2379 and encodes 744 amino acids. Gene Ontology annotation, molecular function: metal ion binding; methylmalonyl-CoA mutase activity; cobalamin binding.
GUCACUAUUGUUUCUACGGUUGUGGCUUAGGAGACUCUCACCACCUGUAGGUCUGCUUGCCUCACCUCAUCUCAGCACCUGUAGGUCUGCUGCCUUACCUCAGACUCAGGGUUUGGUCACCACAGACUCUGCUGACGAAGGAAGAUGGCCUUAAUAUUUGCUAAACAGUGUCUUCUACGAAAUGGUCGAGUAGCAGCAGGGCCAGCAUGCCUGUCAGCAUUCUGCCACACUGAGGCUGGCCUGAAUGCAGAAUGGACUAAGCUGGCUAAGAAACAGCUCAAGGGGAUUGACCCUGCAAAGCAAUUGAUGUGGCACACUCCAGAGGGCAUCACAAUUAAGCCUCUCUACACUCCUGAUGAUGUUAAAAAUCAAACACCAGAAAUACCAGGGAAGUUUCCCUACACCCGUGGACCUUACCCAACUAUGUAUGCCAAUCGUCCCUGGACCAUUCGACAGUAUGCUGGCUUCAGUACUGUAGAGGAGAGCAAUAAGUUCUAUCUUGAUAACAUCAAAGCCGGACAACAAGGACUCUCUGUUGCCUUCGAUUUAGCGACUCAUCGAGGGUAUGACUCCGACAACCCUCGAGUUCAUGGAGAUGUUGGCAUGGCAGGAGUUGCUAUUGAUACUGUUGAGGAUAUGAAAACCCUUUUCAGUGGCAUUCCUCUUGACAAGAUGUCUGUGUCCAUGACAAUGAAUGGAGCUGUUAUCCCAACAAUGGCUAUGUUUAUUGUUGCUGCAGAAGAACAGAAUGUUAAACAAGAACAACUCUCUGGGACAAUUCAGAAUGACAUUUUGAAGGAGUUCAUGGUACGCAACACAUACAUCUUCCCACCAUCACCAUCAAUGCGGAUUAUUGGAGAUAUCUUCAGCUAUACAGCAAAGCACAUGCCUAAGUUCAACAGCAUCAGCAUCAGUGGAUACCACAUGCAGGAGGCUGGUGCAAAUGCUGUGCUGGAGAUGGCCUUCACUUUGGCUGAUGGCUUAGAAUAUUGCCGCACCGGCUUGUCUGCUGGUCUUGCUAUUGACCAGUUUGCUCCACGUCUCUCCUUCUUCUGGGGCGUUGGAAUGAAUUUUUAUAUGGAAGUUGCCAAGAUGAGAGCUGCUCGUCGCCUGUGGGCACAUCUAAUUGAAAGCAACUUUUCUCCAAAGAAUGAAAAAUCUACAAUGUUGAGAACUCACAGUCAGACUUCAGGAUGGUCUCUUACAGAACAGGACCCAUAUAACAAUGUCAUCCGUACAACAAUAGAAGCAAUGGCUGCAGUGUUCGGUGGUACACAGUCACUUCAUACAAACUCCUUUGAUGAGGCCCUUGGUUUACCCACCCCCUUCUCUGCUCGUAUUGCUCGCAACACCCAAAUUAUUCUCCAAGAAGAAACCGGAAUCCCAAAGGUAAUUGAUCCUUGGGCUGGGUCAUAUGCCAUGGAGGCUCUGACUAAUGAAGUGUAUGAAGCAGGAAAGGCAAUUAUUGAUGAGGUGGAAAGUAUGGGUGGCAUGGCCCAAGCUGUGGCUUCAGGUUGGGCAAAGUUAAAAAUUGAAGAGUGUGCUGCUAAGAAGCAGGCAAUGAUUGACAGUGCGAAAGAGGUUAUUGUUGGAGUGAACAAGUACAAAUUGGAGAAGGAGGACAAAAUUGACGUCCUCAUGAUUGACAAUAAUGAAGUUCGCACUACCCAGAUUGACAAACUAAAACAGGUAAAGGCUUCUCGGGACGCUUCAGCAACAGGGGCAGCUUUAGCAGCCCUAGAGAAGGCUGCACUAGGUGAUGGUAACUUGUUGGCUGCUGCGGUGGAGGCCGCUCGUGCACGUGCAUCCCUCGGUGAAAUCUCAACAGCCAUGGAAAAUGUAUUUGGUCGUCAUGUUGCUUCAGACAGGUUGGUGUCUGGCGCUUAUAAGACAGAGUACGGUGAUCAACAUGAACUUGAUGCAGUGACAGCCAAGAUUGAUGACUUCAUUGAAGCUGAAGGUCGUCGCCCAAGGAUCCUGGUGGCUAAGAUGGGCCAGGAUGGUCAUGAUCGUGGUGCUAAAGUGAUCGCCACUGGUUUUGCUGACAUUGGGUUUGACGUGGAUGUUGGACCACUGUUUCAGACUGCAGUUGAGGUGGCUCAGCAGGCAGUAGAUGCAGAUGUUCAUGUGGUGGGAGCAUCAUCUCUAGCAGCAGGCCAUCGCACCUUGGUACCAGAGCUGUUACAGGCCCUGGCCGAUUUGGGUCGAUCAGACAUUCUGGUCAUCGCUGGGGGGGUCAUUCCACCUCAGGAUUAUGAGUUCCUCAAGGCGCAUGGAGUAGCUGCUAUAUUUGGGCCAGGAACUCGCAUCCCUGCUGCAGCAAUGGACGUGUUGGAUCUUAUCACUGUUUCCCUCCAGAAGCGGUCAGCAGCAAACUAAGACGUGUGAUGACAUAAAAUUUGGUAUUUAUAGUGUUGAUAUGUAGACUUUAGAUCUUCUAUCACUUUCUUUCUGAUGUCACAUAAUAUGAGUUUCUCCUUUUUUGUGUUUAGCCAAACGUCACCUUCAGUAACAAAGGAUUUUGAUUUGCAGGAUCCACAGUACAUUAUGUGUAGUAGACAAUAUGAAGCACCUUUGGCUUUGUUUUACAAGAAACUGUGGCCAUAAUUAAUUUUUUAUAUCAUCUGGUUUGUGAUAGGGCUAGAUGGAGUGGGAACCUGUUUCCACAAAACAAUCUCUCUUGAAGAUUUGAAAGCUUCACCAUGAAAGCUUCUGCUCCAAGUGGGUUGGAAAUAGUGAUAGGUUAAUACUGUAUAUAGAUAGACAAAACCUGAUUGAAGACUGUUGGGAUUGUAGGUUUACAACUUUUAGAGGUUGCUUUCAUGUGUUAUUUAUGCAGGAGUUUAGAAGAGCUAUUUGACUAUUUCAGUGUUAAUUAGAAAGUAAACUAAAGUAUUGAACAGUAUUUUAAUUAUGUGGUUUUAUACAGUACUCAUUAUUGUGAGUUGAAGCAAUGGUAAGUUCUAGUCCAUAUACAUCUGCAGACAAGCUUUGUCUCAGGAUAACACGUUAACAACAGUAAAUAGCAGAUAGUGAUAAGAAAGAAAUAUAAAGGUUUAAGUUGGAAUGAAGCUCAAUUCUUUUGAACUAUUUCAGGUUUGGAUGUAUAAUACAAUAUACAUAAGUACUGUACAUAUAUAUUAUUAGUAUUUUUAGUUAUCCCCUGCUCCCUGUAUACAUAUGGUAUGAGUGAAUGUAUUUCAUGAAUGUACUUUAUGUAACAUUAAUAAUAGAUAUUUUGGGCAAA